Messenger RNA from Bufo gargarizans (Asiatic toad), 825 nucleotides. RefSeq lists its product as uncharacterized. The record is from RefSeq and is a predicted model, not a curated record. Lineage: Eukaryota; Metazoa; Chordata; Amphibia; Anura; Bufonidae. The transcript is spliced from 3 exons. Bases 1 to 762 code for a protein of 253 amino acids.
AUGCCAAGUUUUGCGGAUGCAGAUAAUCAACUCAAGAGCAAUCUUGAAAAGUACUGUGGAAAGGGAUCCCAAUCCACGUUUAACACCUGCCAAUCAGCACAGAAAAGAUGCAAAAAACGGCGGGCAGGCCGACGGCACCGGAAAAAGUCACCGCUACCCGUCCAGGCAAAAGAGGUAACUGAAGAUAUACAAGUUAUUAAUCUGUCGGCAUCUAUUAUUUCAUCUCAGCAAAUUACGGUUUUACAAAAGGGACUUUCGUUCUCUCCUACUCACCACUUUAACCUGUACCGGACGAUCCUUGAUGUUAACAGAUUCGCCCGGAACUUGACGCUGAGGAAACAUUUCCGGGGGGAACCUUUGGGAGAUGCACCUGGUAGUGCUGUUUCCUCUCCAUUACAAGCCUCACAGGACUCUGAUACACAUCAGGAUAAUGUUGUUCCCUCCCUGCAACGGGCCCCACGUGAUUCCGGCACCAGUCAUGAUAGCGCUACUUUCUCCUUGCAGCCAAUUCCAAGGGACUUGGAUACUAAUUACAGCAGCACUGUUCCCUCCUCGCAACAGGCUAUACGGAGGUUUGGUAUUAACCAUGGCAAUGCUGCCUCUUCUUUUCAGCAGGUUCCAGCGAACUCUGUCAUUGAAUAUGGCACUGACGCUUCCUGUCCGCAGCAAGCUUCACAGAAUUCCGACACCAAUCAUGGACAUAACAGCAGGACUUUUUCCACAACAUGCACUGAUGUUUUCAAUAAGACAAGGCACAGCUGAAAGAAAUCACCAUGACGGUCUGGUCUGACAAGAGAAGAAGAGGAAAGAAUAUCUACAUCAGAG